Messenger RNA from Scaptodrosophila lebanonensis, 3417 nucleotides. RefSeq names its product meckelin. The record is from RefSeq and is a predicted model, not a curated record. The transcript has 7 exons. Gene Ontology annotation, cellular component: ciliary transition zone; MKS complex. Gene Ontology annotation, biological process: cilium assembly. Lineage: Eukaryota; Metazoa; Arthropoda; Insecta; Diptera; Drosophilidae.
AUGUGCUUCCUGCUGGUCAAUUGGCUCUUCCUACUACUCUGUACUGCGGCAUUCUUUAGGCUAGGAUAUUGCACUACUUUCGACGUAGCUCAACGGCCUACAUCUCCCAAAACGUUCAACGCCAAUGGCUUCAAUGCGUUCCGUUUUCAAAGCCCCAAGCAGUGCAGUUACAACGAAUUUUACGACUUAAACCAUUAUCGCUGUGCACCGUGCAACGAUGUUGCAAAUAUUGGAAAACUGCAGCCAAGCGCGGACUAUUUCUCCUGCAAAUGUCCAUAUGGCAGCAUCAUUAUCUUCGAGCCCAGCAAAACUUGGCCAACUUGUCUGCAAUUAUGUUCAAAAAAAUCAAAUCAAAGUUUCGAGGAGCCCACAGAUGCUUCUACAAGUGAUGAUUGUCUCGUUAUGGACGAUAAACCACAAGUCAUGGAGGACUGCAGUUUGCGAUACCUAAACGCUACGUCGGCAGUGAACCUCCACCUUCCUUUGCCAAUUGGUGGGAUUUUACUUACCCAGACAGAAGUGGCGUCUAAUGGUAGCGAUUGCCACAGCUGCGAUCCGAUAUAUAACUUCCGUUACCAGGACUACUGCAUAGCCAAUACCCUGCUGCGUCCCUAUUUGCAUUACAAUGCCUUCUGGCAGACCAUCACCAGCAACAGCGGAAAGACACUAAGCAGCACCUACGGCCACUUUGGUGAACUGAAGUUUGUCGCCUUCUUCUGUCUGGCUUUGCGGAAUUCUAGUGCCUGCAACCAGUUGGCCAAUCUCUGUGUACUUUCCCAUUACUCCCUGGACAAGCAUUCGCCAUGCAGCGCAUUUCUGCUGACACAAGUCUCGGAUGUGGUCAUGAAGUAUGCCAAUGCCGGAGAACCGUUGCGGAGCCUCCAACCAUUUCUAUUUUAUAAGAAGGGAAAAGUGACGAGUAGGCUGCUGGGCACACCCUUGGAGGACCAAUCGAGUCAACUAAAAAUGUUUAGCACCAACUAUGCGCUAACUGGUCGUCUUAAACGUUGGGGUAGUAUUAGUCUGCAGGAUGUUAAUCUUUGUCAGCUGCAUGGGCCAAGAACGGACGCAUUGGAACUUCGCUUCGCUCAACGUUCUCGCGAUGUCAACUGCCAACUGACGCUGGGCCAGCUGAUAGACCUCGCAAUUUUGAUGGCAAACGAUAAUUUUCUUAAUCUGUACCUUAACUACACCAAGAAUGACGAUAAGCAUUGGUACCUUCACCCACUGCCAGUGUUGAUAGAAACACUGAUCCCAGAAAAUCAGCGGCAGCAACGCGAGGAGUGGCAGCUGGUUACGCGAUUUCAGCUUAUUGAGGCUCACCCUCGGAUACGCCAUCACACUUCCGGUGCCGUAGCUUCCCAGUAUGAUGAUUCAUAUAAGUUGCAGCGUUAUCGCAGCCUUCGCUUUGUGGAGUACCUUGAGCUGCAUUACGAUAUCCAUUCAAAUAACCGUAUUGGAGUUCCGCUGUUACGGUUACGAUAUCGUAGCGUCGAACUGACCAGUAAUGCUUCGCUUCAGCAAUUGUAUUCUAUUCGGUUGAGGCUCAGCUUUACACGUCUCCACGAGGGCGCAAAUCGUCAACUUCUCCUGGAAGUGGCACUGCCAUUGUUGCUGCUAGUCGCCUUGACAGUGGCCCUGCUUCGGCUCUACAAUAUCCGUCGAAGGAGGCGACAUACGACGGCUGACGAACUGUGCGAGGUCUCCUGCCUGGUGGAAUUUCUUCUCCACUUGGCCGGCAAUGUAGCGCUGGCAUUAUUAACCACCACACUCCUGAUCCUCUGCUUCAAUACGCUGGAAUAUCUGACUCAGCGUAGUUUGGAGAUCACACUGCCACUGCUGAAGCAUAGUCAUGCCUUGGGUACACUUAUAUACCCCGCCUGCCUGCUGCAAUUUGUCUUCUUGUUGGUCCAACUACGGCGCGCCAGCCAACUGGAGCUGUUCUUUAUAGACUGGGAACGUCCGCGCAUCUCCGAACAAAACCAUUUUAACUUAAAGAGCAAUCUGGACACCUCAUCGGUUUGCUCAAGUGUGCGCACCUAUGUGGCAGAGAACAAUGUGUCUGCCUGGCGUCUGCUCUUCACGGCCAACGAAUGGGUCCGUUUGAGUAUGGCCCAAAAAUAUUCCAGUGCGGUUCAGGCUUUUAUCGUCCUGUGCGUCUAUCAACUACUGGACCGACCGCAGGUGACCCACGAGGAUAACACGAUACGUGGCUGCCUCUUAGCACUGCUCUAUGUGGGAUCCUAUUUCCUACAGUUACUCAUACGCCAACUGCUCGUGGAGCGCAUCUUUGGCGAACCUUUGCAACAAUUUAUUGACACCUGCAGUCUCGCAAACAUCAGUGUAUUCAGUUUAAUGGAUCCCGGCUUCGGUUAUUACAUACAUGGACGCUCGCCGCAUGGUUUCGCCGAUACGGACAUGUCCUCGAUGAUCAUGCAGCUGCAGAGGGAGGCGCAGAGCAUGUGUGGUCGACGUGGUCUGCUUAUGGAUAGCGACAAGCAGGCAUACAUCGUUUUGCCGCCCCGCAAUUUACGAAUUUACUUAGAACGUUUGCUUGUACCUUUCCAACGCUCGGCAAGUCUGUCACAAUCGCUCUAUCAAAAGGAUAUACCCACUAUAGAUGGCACUGUGGAGCGUACCUCGAUUGCCUAUGCUAGCGUUAAUCGUUUCUUUUGUGCAUUUAUUGACCACGCCAUUAAAGAUAUGGACUACAUUAUUAAGGAGAAAAGUUUUAUCGAAAAAUUUCUAAACUGUGAGAUUGAUAAUUACUUAACAGAAAACAAAGGCACGUUCUACAUUGAUGAUUCACUAAGUUUUUCUCGCGUACUUUUGCUGGGCAAUCACUUUCAGAUUUUUGUUCUAGAAUUUCUAAUGCUUAUUUCAUCUUUUCUUUUGACUGACAACGUCUGGAUUGGCAUAGCUGUGAGCUGUGCGUUUAAUAUGCUUCUCCACAGCGCAUUUCGAUAUUGGGUGCGUGAAAAUGUCUCCCGCAAGACGCUCAUCGAUCAGCGCUUUUUAAUGUAGCAGACAUCCGAGGAACAGCAUUUGCGCAGUGAUGGAUUCUUUGAACUUUAGUUGGUAAUAACAAAAUGAAGAUUUGUUUUACUUGAAAUCGAAUUUUCGGACUUUGUUUUAUUUCAUAAUUCAUUUCACAGUGAGUAGUGCAUAGUAGUUAUGUUUAUUUAUCAUAAAACUUACAGCUAAAAACAGAUAAACUAUUUCUAUAAUUUCUAUCUUGUAGUUCACAUUCAACAUGGUAUCUUUAUCUUUUUUCUUCUCUGUAUCUGCUUGUAUUGAUUUGUUGAAUUAUAUUUCACUUAGUUUCAUUACAUAUGUACGCAAUUUUGUUUGCUUUAGGAGUAACUCCGCAUGCAUCUGUGGCAUCGUUUGGGAGUAUAGGAUUUAGUUACUGUUACU